Messenger RNA from Lineus longissimus, 1602 nucleotides. RefSeq lists its product as uncharacterized. The transcript has a single exon. Gene Ontology annotation, molecular function: nucleic acid binding. The coding region runs from base 1 to 1602 and encodes 533 amino acids. Gene Ontology annotation, biological process: DNA integration. The record is from RefSeq and is a predicted model, not a curated record. NCBI's taxonomy places the organism in Eukaryota, Metazoa, Nemertea, Pilidiophora, Heteronemertea, Lineidae.
AUGGCCUCACAAGAAGUCUCCAAAGCCCGAACGCUCACAACGGUUGUAAGCGAGCCCAUCAUCGACAGCACCCGUUACUCCAAAUGGAUCCGAUUAGUUAGAGUGACUUCGUGGGUGCUGCGGUUCGUAAAAUUGCUUAGAAUCCCACAAGAGCAAAGAUGUUCUUCGUCCAGUUUAACAGCCACGGAAAUCGAAGAAGCUGAAUUGUACUGGGUAAAAUGGAUUCAACAGGAUAGAUAUGGAGAAGUCAUAGCUAGACUCCAGGAGAAGCAACAGGUCAGCUCUAGGCAGCUUAAGUCGCUGGACCCGUUCCUAGAUGACAGCGGGAUUCUGAGAGUUGGCGGAAGAUUGCAGGAGUCCGAUCUACCAUACGCCAUUCGACACCCGAUCAUUCUACCGCCUAGAAACCACAUCACUACGCUGAUCGUCCGCCGAGUACACGCGGACAUAGGAAAACACGCUAAGGGCGUAAACGCAGUGUUAGGCGAAUUGAGACAAAGGUUUUGGCUGGUGUUUGGUCGCGAAGAAGCCAAAAGAGUGGAUAUCGCCUGUGUGAUAUGCACUAAACAGAAGAAGAAAGCUGUAGGCCAGAUCAUGGCCCCCUUGCCUUCACAUCGAGUUACGAUACCGAUCAGAGCCUUUGCGAGAUCAGGCGUUGAUUAUGGAGGACCUUUCACUGUGAAAAUAACAAGGAAUACCUCAGCAAAGAGGUGGCUCUGCCUGUUCACGUGUACGACGUCGCGAGCCGUUCAUCUAGAAAUAGCCUACUCUCUAGAUACUCACAGUUUCCUAAAUGCCUUUUCUAGAAUGGUGGCCAGAAGGGGCAAACCAGAGAUCGUCAUUUCAGAUAAUGGGACCAACUUCCACGGUGCUGAAAGAGAGCUUUCCGAAUUGAUAAUGAAUUUGGAUCACGAGGAAAUCGUCAACGAUGCUGCCAACAAAGGCAUCACUUGGCGCUUUGACCCACCCUGGGGUUCUCAUCACGGAGGACUAUUUGAAGCUCUCAUCAAGUCUGCGAAAAGAGCAUUGAGGGCCAUCCUUUGGGAAGCACGCGUCAACGACGAGGAAUUACAGACGGCAGUUACCGAAGUGGAGGGGUUGCUGAAUUCCCGCCCUUUAACGUAUAGUAGUAAUGAUCCCAAGGAUGAGACCGUAUUAACCCCAAACAACUUCCUGAUUGGGCAGUCCGGUGGGCAGUUGGCACCGAGAGUCUUGGAGGGACUCGCUUUUAAUCCGAGACAUCGGUGGCGUUAUGUGCAAGAUUUAGUUUCGAAAGUCUGGCGAAGGUGGAACAAGGAGUUUCUCUCCCUUCUUCAGAAUCGAGGGAAGUGGCUUGAUGAACGGGAAGAUUUGCAGGUGGAUGAUGUCGUGCUGCUGGCAGAUCCAACCAACCCACGAGGACGAUGGCCGCUGGGAAAGAUCAUGGAGACUCUUCCAUGUAGCGAUGGACAUGUCCGCAGCGUGAAGGUGCUCUCUUGUGACAAGAUCCUCAUUCGACCCAUAUCCAAACUAUGCAAGGUAGUGGUAAAUGGUUCCUUUUACCACGGAGGGGAGGAUGUUGGCGCAGAGCGAGUCCCGGCCCGGGCGGAAGCGAUCGAUUGA